AGGAGGAGGAGGAGGUCCAGCACUAGGAGGUCUCUUCGCAGGAGGCAUGCCCAAGCUUCGGUCCGCAGGAGGGACCAGCAACGGUAAUAAUCCAUCAUGUGUAUAAUAACAACCUACGAUGUACUGAAGCAGCCUCUUGAGGUUGUGUUCAUAUGGUUUGUAGCCGUGUUUGAGAUAAGCCAUGAUAACUAUCUUGAACAGGUGUAAUAUGUGUUGCUAUAUGUAAACUGUACUGCCUACCUUUUUAUACACGAGGGGCGGUCCUCAGGCCAAGUCAAUUACAGGUCUGUCAAAUGAAUGACACACACAGAGUUAACCAAAGUGCCAAGGUUAUUACAUAAAAAAACAAUAAUACAAUUCAUGACCCCCCCCCCCCCCCCCCCCCCCCCCCCACCCCACCCAGAAAAGGAACUCAGUCCGGUUGUGCAUCAUCAGUUCCUCUUGUCAUGUUAAACACUCUUUGUAGUAUAACACACUGGAGAUUAAACACUAUUUGUAGUAUAACACACUGGAAAUUAAAACACUCUUUGUAAGAUAACACAUUGGUGAUUAAACACUCUUUGUAGUAUAACACACUGGAGAUUAAACACUAUUUGUAGUAUAACACACUGGAAAUUAAACACUCUUUGUAAGAUAACACAUUGGUGAUUAAACACUCUUUGUAAGAUAACACAUUGGUGAUUAAACACUCUUUGUAGUAUAACACUCUUUUUGUAAGAUGAUGACACACUGGUGAUAAUUAGCAUGCGAAAGCACGCACGUAAAUUCAUACAACUUGCCUCUGCUCUCUAACCAAAUAGUUCCCUCUUAAAACCAGCCAGCCCUGGAGGACUGACAAAACAUACAAACAAACAUAUAACAAAGAAAAUUCAACUAGUCCGCCCGCCAGGGCAAUCCCAAAUAUUUUGCCCGAAUACCAGCUCAUUUGCCCGGGCGGACAAGACAAACCAAAAAAACCUACCUAAUGUAAGGGACACAAACAAUAACAGCAGCGAUAAGGCUUUACCAAUUCUCUGAAAAAUAUAAACAAUAAUUAUAACCCUGGCUCCUUUAUAAAAUAGCAAUAUUAAAACUUCAAUACUUUAUUAAAUACACAACAUUAUGAAAAAGACACGAUUCACAUUACAAUACCUUUCAAAGUUCCUGGGCUAUACCCUGUUCCCAGCCAGCACUCACAACCGGCUUCCAAGCCGCUUUUCCCCCAACAGCGUUGAAGAUGUUACUGCAAUACAAACCAUUGUUUUACAUAGCUGACGUUUACUUGCGUAAACGGUAAAACAUUUACAGAAAAAUAAACAAAAGUUGCUUACCAAAUGUACAGCCCAUGGAUGUCGUCCAUGGCAGAACACCGGCUCGCUAAUCGAGAGUUCCGGCUCGCUAACUUAUCCCCAAUUCUCACCUGGUCUCACACCAGGCUACAUAUAUUUCUGUAAUGCAUAGAGGACACUAGUUGGUUGAUUGUUUUUAACCGUAGCCCCAUGUAGGACAAAAUGAUGAUAGGCAAGGUGUGUGAUGUUUGAAACCCUUAUUACCCAGCAGGCCCUAGGCCCCCCAUGCUACCUCCAGGAGGUCGUUCCUCAGGCCCCAGACCGUUUGGUGGUGGGGGCCCCUCCGCUGGCCCUCCGCGGUUCCAAGGGGCCCCAGCCUUUCCCCGGAGCAGCGCCCCCGACCUCCCCAGGGGACGGGCUGGCCCCCCGCGACCAGAGACCCCCGGCGGACCCCCUCCCCCCGUCCCCAACACCCCACGGCCCAACCAGAGCCGAGGGACCCCGCCUGUUCCAGGAGGAGCCCGGCCCCCCAGCUCAACCCCGGCCCCUCCACCACCCAACCUUGCAGGCAGAAACCCAGGCCUGCCCCCUCCCCCUGGCCCUAUAGGGGCCCCGCCUGGGCCCAAAUCCUCCUUUGGGGCCCCUCCGGUUCCCAGUAGUGGACGUCCCCCUCUACCCCCGGUCCCCCACCCAGGCAGACCCUCGGAGGACCCCCGGCCCCCACCCCCACCCCUGGGGGGCCGCCGGCCCUCCACACUCAGAGACGGACCCUCACCAUCUUUCAACUCCAAGCCCCCCAGCUCAUCUUCCCCUCAGCCCCCCAUCGGCGGCGGUGGAGCUCCCCCUCUCCCUCCUGGCAGACCGGGCCUUCCCAUGCUGCCCCCUACGCCUGCGGGAGGAGACGAACACACCCCCAGACUACCACAGAGGAACCUGUCACUCAACUCACUGGCACCGGCGCCCCCACCUGGCCGGUCAGGGCCACUGCCACCCCCUCCAAGUGAGAGGCCGCCCCCUCUGGGUAAAAACCCCUCAGGACGGACGGGUAAGGAUGCUGCGCCCUUCAGUCUCCCCUCAGGUCACAUAAUGAUAGGUUCACUGUCUCUUUUUGGGUUAGCUUAGCAGCUACAAACAUAGCUAACCUUUCUGUGGUCAGUUUGUUCAGACAUCAGUACACAGUGUAUGUGUUUUGAGACUGGAUGGAAUGUAGUUAUCUUAUGUAGCUAUGAUGUGACCUAUAGAGAUGAUAUACAUGAUGCUAUUAUAUAGAACUAGUGUUGUAUUGAACUCUGUGGUGUAACCUCUUCCCCCCCAGGCCCGCUCCCUCCCCCUCCCCCCUCAGGUCCACGUGGAGGCAGUAUAAGGUCAUCUCCAGUCCCCUCACCUCCUAACCGACCGGGAGCAGAGCCCUCCCGUGGGGGACUCCGGCCCCCGCUACCCCCAGACCGACCGGGCAUAGGAGGCCCUCCUCCCCCACCUCCCCCCAUGGGCAACGGCUUCCAGAACUCCCAUCACCAACACGUAGGUGAGUGUAACGGAAGGAACUCGUGAUGAGUAACCGUGCUUGAGACCUUAUUUCCUAAUGCACCCUUAGCUCCCAUCGUUAAUGACUUGGCUUUAGCUCAGUGCGCUAACAGUUUUGUGGUGCCCAGGAGACCCGGGUUUGAACCCAGUUGGUCACAUAUAGCUCUUUAACUGACCCAACUGAGAGUUGUGUUUCUCUCUCUGUCAGAUGAUUGGGAGGCCCGGUUCCAGUUCCACCCUGUCUCAGACCUCCCUGUCCCAGAGCCUUACGUGUCCUGUCAGAAGACAUACCCGAGCAAGUUGACCAAGACCGAUGGCAGAGGUAGGAACCAAGGGCUUUCCUCCCAGACCAGGGUCAAAUGUCAAAUACUUGCGCUGCGCUUCAACAAACUCCAAGCUAAAUCAAGUGUUUGAUACAUGUAUUCAUUUGACCCAAGUCUGUUUCCUCCUGAAAGUAUUAAAAUGUGCCUUCAGAGUAUCUUCCUGUCCUUUACAGCCUGCUUGACAUGUCAGUGUGCCUUCAGAGUAUCUUCCUGUCCUUUACAGCCUGCUUGACAUGUCAGACUUCCUUUUCCCUCUUUCCUGUCCAGGUUCAGAUAAAAAGUCGAGGGGUGCGCCCCCGCUACCCCCUAUCCCCAGGUGAAGGAGGGGGUCAUGUUUGGGAUAUCUCCUCUUCAUCCAUCUCUCCAUCCAUCCCUCCAUCUGUCCCUCCCUCAGAGUACAUGGAUGUAAGUCUGUAACUCCCACUGCCUCUGUGUAUGAGGCUUAUAGCACCUCAUGGAUGGACCAUAUUUGCAGUGGGACUCACACAACCACGUAUUUCUGCCUGGAGUUUACAAAAUAUUGUCAUUAACGAACAGCACCCAAACAAACAAAGUGGCAACAGAGGCUCGUUUUAUAGGCUAUGCAUUUGGUUUUGCUCCACGAUGUAGUGUUGAAACGGUUUACUUUUCUUAUCAUUUUUCACUGUGCCUUUUUUUAAAUGCAGUUUUGUUAUGAAGGAUCUUUAUGAGAUUUAAGGGAAACAAUGAUGUUGAAUGCUGUGCCUGUCUUUGCCAAAGGGCAACCAAACUAUAGCAUAUAAAUUACAUUAUUCUAACCGUCAAAGGGUACUUCCCAUACGAUUAUCACAGUCAUGUGCAGUUCACGGCAUGUCUUGAACUUUGUUUUUUACAAGGUAGAGACAAAAUGGACGCUUGUGUGUUACUGUAUGUGUUGAUUGAACUUUAGGUGAAAAUUGAAUGUUUUAUUUUUGCCUUGAAAGAAAACAACUGUCACUGUCACUCAUGAAGGAGGUUAGUUUAACUUUGUAGGAUUUAAGUUGUUGGGAAGGAUUAUUUGUUUUUAUUUUCGAAGUUAUGUAUUUGACUAUUUCUUUGACUAUACAGUUACAGUAUUAUCUUCUGCUUCUGUACUGCUGCUCUGGGUAGCCUCCUCUACUUGAUAUUAACAUCAAGCUUGUCUCAGAACCACUUGCAGAGUGACAAUCCAAUAUUUGACCUAUGAAAGUAAAUCAUUAAAAUGUAUUAAAAUGUUAUACAUGAUGCUGAAGUUAUGAUACGAAUGCGCUUGCGCAUAGAAUUUGCGAGUGUUUUAAUGUAUGCUAGGAGGAUAUGAAAAUGGAUCAAAAUAUGCUGGAUGUAUGCUGAGUAAGGGCUAUGUUUGGCCUCAGUGUUUUCUCUGUUCUGUAAAGAUGAUAAUAUGUAUUUCUGAAGAGAGAAUGUGGAAAUGGCAUGAACAUGUUGCGUGUUUGACCAAAGACAAUCAGCUGCACUAGGACAUAGUCUCUUUCCACAGACUACCAAGGACCAAACAGCCAGAAACAUCCAGCAGAAAUGGAACGUUUUAAAAAGAGGACCAUUCAAGUUAGUUCCUCCUCAGGUGACAGGAAUAAUGAAUGACGUUCCUCAUGGGGACAUUUUUUCUUUCAGUCUUCUUUCAUUAUUAAUUAUGUUGUCUCUUGUGCCCUUGUUGUCUCUGUUAACCCAGAAGUAAAAUAUUGCGUAGUUUGGUCAGCUACACAAACUGCCCACGGGAGAUUAGUUCCCUAUGACAUUUACAAUGGUACUACCGAGUGCUUUAUGCACUUUGGAUUCAAAGGAAUUUAUCUUAUUUUUUAGAUGCAUUCAACUGCUUUUGUUUCAGCCUUUCAGUGUAUUUUCUUCCUGAAGCUUUUCAUUGUAAAACAAAACAAACUAUUUCCAAAUGGAUUUUCUAAAUAAAGCGAAUAAAGUUGAAA
Coregonus sp. 'balchen' is the source of this 5031-nucleotide messenger RNA. The record is from the annotation of a GenBank genome assembly. NCBI's taxonomy places the organism in Eukaryota, Metazoa, Chordata, Actinopteri, Salmoniformes, Salmonidae.